Molecule: messenger RNA, 2120 nt
Organism: Ceratitis capitata (Mediterranean fruit fly)
Lineage: Eukaryota; Metazoa; Arthropoda; Insecta; Diptera; Tephritidae
Product: GTP-binding protein Di-Ras2
Exons: 6
Coding region: 968-1762 (264 amino acids)
Molecular function (GO): GTPase activity; GTP binding
Source: RefSeq, a predicted model, not a curated record
UCAAAUAAAAAGUAAAAGAAGAGAUAGAAAGCAAUCGAAGAAGAACAGGCUGCCCGGCGUUAGUGCACAAAAGAAGAGCCGCGUGGUAAGAUGAGCAAAUAAAAACGCAGCGCUGACAGCAUGUGGUGUCGCCAUAAUAACCGUAAAGCAGAGAACAUUAACUAACAAACACGCGUAGCAACAACACGAAAGGAAGUGAAAUAAAAAACACUAACAACUCAAACUGUUGGCAUUUGGCGGUACCAGUAAAGGGCGGUUCAAGCGGAAACGGAAACGAAUCGGAAGCAAAAACAUAAUUAAAUUUCUUUCCACAUUCUUUCUGUCUCUCUCCCCGGCAUAAUGUAUGUAAUAAUACAGGAAGUUUUGAAAAAGUGUUAGAAAUAAAAAUCAAGAAAGCUUACAGCAAGCAGCGGAAGAAGUGCAUAAAAUCCAUUAAAGCCGCUAUUGAUGCCUGCUAACGGUGUUACAUAAAUUAAAGCUGAAUAAUUAUCAGUGAUUGCGAGUAAUGUAAUGUGUUUAAUAAAGAAUAAAAAAGUGCUAACGGUGUCAACACUUGCAAGUGCUUAAAAUUUACUUUCUUUUCUUAAUCUACCGCAGACUGUCUUCAUCAAUUCGCACUUCAAAUGAUUUGCUGGUGAUUUAACGGUAAUCUCAGCCGCUUGACUCGCUCGCUGAUUGAAGACUUUUGCAAGCGAAAUUAAAUAAAGAGUAAUCAAAAGCAAUCUACAGUCAGGCAGUGCACAUAGCAGUACAGUUAAGUGAACGGUUUAUAAAAACGUCAAACACACACAAGCUCAUAAAAUUCUUGAGUUUAGCGCCCGCUAGGGGAAAAAGUUUCACUUAUUCAUUGUGCAUAAUAAUCGAGAAACAACAACAACUGGCAAGUGUCUGUCGCCGCAACAACUGUCAGAGCGUUGUUUGUAUUUUAGUUGUUGUUUUGUUGUAAGCCACAAAAUUACACGGAACAAUGGCUGACUUGGAACGUAUACGACUCGUCAUCCUGGGUGGCGCAGGUGUCGGCAAAAGUUCCAUCAUCAAACGUUUCCUCUUCAAGACAUAUACGGACAAAUAUCGCGCCACUGUCGAAGAUCUCUUUAAUAGGGAAUACGAUUUGGGCGGCGUUACGCUGAAGGUUGACAUUUUGGACACAUCUGGCGAUAUGCAAUUUCCCGCUAUGCGACGUCUGUCUAUUGCCACUGCACACGCUUUCAUGUUGGUCUAUGCGUCAACGUCAGCGUCAAGUUUUCAAUGCGUCAAACAGUGUUUUGAAGAGAUUCGUGAACAGCGCGCAGAUUAUCAGGAUAUACCAAUUGUAAUUGCCGGCAAUAAAUCUGAUUUGGCCAAUACACACAGAGAGGUCAGGCUGGACGAAGUCACGGAUUGGGUCUACUGCGAAUUGCCACGAUUAAGGGCGAAAGUGCUCGAGUGCUCGGCCAAGGAGGAUCAAAACGUGACUGACCUCUUCAAAACGUUGCUGUCACUUUCGCGAUUUCUGCCUGUCGGGAGCAAUAAUGAUGGCACAAGUGGACUAAAGCGACGCUCUUCGGCAUAUGUUAGCGCAUCGUCAAGUAGAAAUAAGAAUCGCAAUGCCAGUCCAUCCGUCUCCGGUGAUAAGAAGUCCAGUUUGGUUGAUGCUGUCGAUCCGGCCACAAGCAGCGGCGAUGCCAAAUUAAAGCCCAGAUCUAGGUCACUCAUACGCCGUGCAUCACGCAAAACCAAACAGCAAAUCAACAACGCGUCCGACGACUGUAAUUUGCAAUAAGGUGAAGAAAUCAAAAGAAGAUAGAAAGAAGGAGGAGUUGCGAAGAAUCGAAAAAAACAGAAAUUACAAACACCAGCAGCAGCACAAAUGUAGGCAUGGAAAUGAGCGAAAGAAGGCUCGAAGGAAAACUGAAGCACAAAAAGUCAAAAUUACAAUUAACUGCGUAUAUACGUAUACGUGAAUAUAUACGUAUGUAUGUGCAUAGAGUUUGGAAAAGUAAAAAUGUAUAGACGUAAGCAUGCGCGUAUGUAUGUAUGUACAUUUGAUUUCGCAAAUUUAAUUAGCCAUCAAGCAGUCAGUGCUACGCAAGCAAGUGAAAUUGAAAUAGAAAAACAAAAAAAAAAAACAGAAAAAAAAC